AUGGCUACAAAAUGUGAGGGUCCAACGAUUGGUAUCGACCUCGGAACAACUUACUCGUGUGUGGGAGUUUGGCAACACGGUCGUGUUGAGAUUAUAGCUAAUGAUCAGGGCAAUAGAACAACACCGUCUUACGUUGCUUUUACGAACAAUGGGCGUUUAAUUGGUGAUGCAGCCAAGAAUCAAGUAUCCAAGAACCCCACCAACACUGUAUUUGAUGCAAAGCGCUUGAUCGGUAGGAAAUUCAGCGAUGCCUCUGUUAGGAGUGACAUGAAGUUGUGGCCUUUCAAGGUUCGUGGUGUCGGGGAUAAACCCAUGAUUGUAGUUAACUACAAGAAUGUUGAGAAAAAAUUUGCUGCUGAAGAGAUAUCUUCCAUGAUUCUCGUUAAGAUGCGUGAAAUAGCAGAAGCCUACAUCGGAUCGACAGUAAAUAAUGCUGUUGUAACUGUUCCAGCAUACUUCAAUGAUUUUCAACGUCAGGCCACAAAGGAUGCCGGUGUAAUUGCAGGGAUGAAUAUUAUCCGUAUCAUCAAUGAGCCAACCGCUGCCGCCAUUGCCUAUGGUCUUGACAGAAAGGGAAAUACUGUUGGCGGAAAGAACGUUCUUAUAUUUGAUCUUGGUGGUGGUACAUUCGACGUUUCCCUUCUCAAGAUUGAAGAGGGAAUUUUUGAGGUGAAAGCUACAGCUGGAGAUACUCAUCUUGGAGGUGAAGAUUUUGACAAUAGAAUGGUGAAUCAUUUCGUACAAGAGUUCAAGAGAAAACAUGAAAAAGAUAUCAGUAAGAACCCCAAAGCACUAAGGAGAUUGAAAACAUCUUGUGAAAGAGCAAAGAGAACUCUUUCUUCUACCGCUCAAACUACCAUUGAGAUUGAUUCUUUAUUUGAAGAUAUUGACUUUUACACGACAAUAACAAGAGCAAAAUUUGAGGAUAUCAACAUGGAUCUCUUUGUAAAAUGUAUGGAGCCUGUGGACAAGUGUUUGAGAGAUGCUAAAAUGGACAAAAGCAUUGUUCAUGAUGUUGUUCUCGUUGGGGGAUCUACUAGAAUCCCAAAAAUACGACAACUAUUACAAGAUCUUUUUAAUGGUAAGGAGCUUUGCAAGAGCAUCAAUCCUGAUGAAGCGGUUGCAUAUGGUGCGACCGUACAAGCUGCAAUUUUGAGCAUUGAGGGAUAUAAUGAGAAAGUUCAAGACUUGCUAUUGUUGGAUGUCACUCCACUUACUCUUGGUUGCGAGGAUUAUAAAGGACAUAUGACUAUUGUUGUCCCAAGAAACACUACCAUCCCUACCAAGAAACAACGAUCUGUCACAACCGUCGUAACUGCACAAUCAUGUAUCCAGUUUGAUGUGUAUGAGGGGGAAAGCCCAAUAGCCAAACAGAACAGAUUGUUGGGUACAUUUGAGCUUUCACACAUCCGUCCUGCUUCAAAGCGUGUUCCUGAUAUCAGCAUUUGCUUUGAGAUUGAUGCCAAUGGAAUCUUGAUUGUCUCCGCCGAGGAAAAAUCAACAAAUAAUAAGAGCAAGAUCACAAUCACCAAUAACAUCAAAGGCAGUUUAUGCAAGGAGGAAAUUGAGAAGAUGGUCGAUAAGGCAAAGAAGUACAUGUCCGAUGACGAUGAUUAUAAGAAGAAAACGGAGGCUAUGGUUGCAUUAGAAAACUAUGCAACCAACAAGAUGGACACAGUUCAUAAUCGCUCAAACCUCAACCAAGAAGACAAGAAAAGAAUCGUGGAUGCGGUUGAAAAAGUCAUUGAGUGGCUUGAUGAGAAUGAGAAUCAUCUUGCUGAAUGUGAAGAAUAUGAGGAUAAGCUGAAAAAGCUCGAUAACUUGUGCAGUCCCAUACUGAACGACAAGAAUGAAUAA
Rosa chinensis is the source of this 1857-nucleotide messenger RNA. RefSeq names its product heat shock cognate 70 kDa protein. The record is from RefSeq and is a predicted model, not a curated record. Gene Ontology annotation, cellular component: cytoplasm. Gene Ontology annotation, biological process: cellular response to unfolded protein; protein refolding. Gene Ontology annotation, molecular function: heat shock protein binding; misfolded protein binding; ATP hydrolysis activity. Lineage: Eukaryota; Viridiplantae; Streptophyta; Magnoliopsida; Rosales; Rosaceae. Bases 1 to 1857 code for a protein of 618 amino acids. The transcript is spliced from 2 exons.